CUUUCUCAGCGCGCCGGCCUCGUGGCCCUGCGCCUGCGCACGCCUCCCUCGGAGAGCACGGGCUCAGCGACCCCGCGAGAGGUCGCUGGGGCGCGCAAGGGGGCGGAGCUGGCAUGACUGAUCAGGCGCGCUCGCGUCCAGGGUGACGCGGAAGGGAGCUGGGAGCAGGCGAGGUCGGAAGACUGGGCUGGCUAGAGCAGCCCGGUCGGGGAGGGGUUUGUGGGUGGUGCAUAGGGUCCCGGUCCUCUCUGGGCCGAGAGCCCGUUCUCGCUGUCGCGCUCGGUGCAAGGAGCAGAUCCGGGGCAGGGGCCGCGGGCGGGAGGAAGGAGCAGGUCCAGGGGGCGCCGCCGCCGCCGCCCCCCGGGGAAUCUGUCCGCCUACCUGCCCGCCCCUACGCCCGCCCGCUGCGGGCCCAGCAGGCCUAGGAUGCCUGCAGCACUUGUGGAGAACAGCCAGGUUAUCUGUGAAGUCUGGGCCAGCAACCUAGAAGAAGAGAUGAGGAAGAUCCGAGAAAUUGUGCUCAGUUACAGUUACAUUGCCAUGGACACAGAAUUUCCAGGUGUUGUAGUAAGACCAAUUGGGGAAUUUCGAAGCUCCAUUGAUUACCAGUAUCAACUUCUUCGAUGUAAUGUUGACCUCCUUAAAAUUAUACAACUGGGCCUCACAUUCACAAAUGAGAAAGGAGAAUAUCCUUCUGGGAUCAAUACCUGGCAGUUCAACUUCAAAUUCAACCUUACAGAGGACAUGUAUUCCCAGGAUUCCAUAGAUCUCCUUGCUAACUCAGGGUUACAGUUCCAGAAGCAUGAAGAGGAAGGUAUUGACACUUUGCACUUUGCAGAACUGCUUAUGACCUCAGGGGUGGUUCUCUGUGACAACGUCAAAUGGCUUUCAUUUCACAGUGGUUAUGAUUUUGGCUACAUGGUAAAGCUGCUUACUGAUUCCCGAUUGCCAGAAGAAGAGCACGAAUUCUUCCAUAUUCUGAACCUCUUCUUCCCAUCUAUCUAUGAUGUGAAAUACUUGAUGAAGAGUUGCAAAAAUCUUAAGGGAGGUCUUCAGGAAGUUGCUGAUCAGUUGGAUUUGCAGCGAAUUGGCAGGCAACAUCAGGCAGGCUCAGACUCACUGCUCACAGGAAUGGCUUUCUUCAGGAUGAAAGAGUUAUUUUUUGAGGACAGUAUUGAUGAUGCUAAGUACUGUGGACGGCUCUACGGCCUUGGCACAGGAGUGGCACAGAAGCAGAAUGAGGACGUGGACUCCGCUCAGGAGAAAAUGAGCAUACUGGCUAUUAUCAAUAACAUGCAACAAUGAUGACAGGGUACAGCUCUGCAGGACGUGCCCAAUUCCAUACUGGUACUUGCUGUCCUGACUGGUCUCUGUAUAUGUGGAUCUUUCUCUCCUUCUCCAACAGAAAGAGCUUCUAUUGAGUGAAUUGUUCCUACAGUCUGCAUUGAGCAGAAAGACUUUCAUUUUGCUGAAGACAAGUGAUGUCUUCAUUUUAGAUCCAGAUGAAAGAAGUUCACUCUGAAUUUGUAAACAAGUCUUCCCCCAGUCCUCUAGUUGCCACCUACCACCAGCAUCUAUAGCUCACUUGACACCUUUUUAAUAUCAGGGACAAGUCAGAAACAAGUAAAAUGUAUAUAACUCUUACCUGUUGUCACUCUUUUCAUUUUAAAAUUUGUUGCUAAUCUUUUGAGAAUGAAGACUUGCCUCUGAUAACUCAGCUGAGCUGAGAGCUGCUAAUGAAAACACGACAAAAUGGUGUACUUGUGGACUGCUUUGUAGAUGCUUGGUUUUUUUAAUUCUCCUGAGGGAAUUUCCUUAUACUUACUAGUUAGUUUUUCUUUAUAUUACAUGAAAAUGAACUGCUCACUGCUAGAAUGGAAACUUGAAAAGCAAAUAAUUAAAAGUCAUUCUUCUAGAACUUAGUAUUUGGGCCCUCAGAUAUCUUAAGAACAUUGUUCCAUGAUGCUUGAGAUUUGUUAUAUCAGGUGUGCUUCUUCAUCUGACAUCUUUUUAUGAUAAAACAUUCUAGACUGAAGUGUAACUUUGGACCAGUAAUCUUAAGAAUGUAGUUUCAGAUGGGCAUUUGGGAUUCUACCACUUCACUUCCUCUUCACUCUCCCAUUUUUCUUUCAGUGAGACUGAGGAUAUAAGGUGAGGAGGUGGAUUAAGGUGAGUACUCAACAUCUAUUCCAUGUUUCCUCCCUCCUCUUUUUUGAAAGCAGUGAUUAACGGUAAAAGGGAAGUCAAGGGAUUCAGUUUUUUGUUUAUAGAGGUCUUCUAAAGUAAAAAUAUCCCUCAUCCUGGGGCAUAAAGCUCAGGACAAUGUUUUUUUUUUGUUGUUGUUAACUUUGAAAUCUAGUCAUUCAGGAAUUAUGUUUUCUAUUUCUUGAAUGACUGCGUGUGAACUCUUUGGAGAUCAGAAUCCCUGUUGCAGUGGAGGGAAUGACUCACUGAAAUAGAUAGCCUUUCAAGCUUAUGGAAGAUUCAAUUUGCAGUGCUCUGAACAUGUCUCAAGUAUUAUAAACUGGUAUUUAAAAUGCUUGUAAAUAUUAUUUAUGUUUUUAAUUUUGUAAAAUAAAGAUUUGUUUUUAACCACCGG
Messenger RNA from Monodelphis domestica (gray short-tailed opossum), 2599 nucleotides. It is a transcript of the gene CNOT8, whose product is annotated as CCR4-NOT transcription complex subunit 8. Lineage: Eukaryota; Metazoa; Chordata; Mammalia; Didelphimorphia; Didelphidae. Gene Ontology annotation, molecular function: nucleic acid binding; poly(A)-specific ribonuclease activity. Gene Ontology annotation, cellular component: CCR4-NOT complex. The record is from RefSeq and is a predicted model, not a curated record.